Molecule: messenger RNA, 2916 nt
Organism: Nomia melanderi (Alkali bee)
Lineage: Eukaryota; Metazoa; Arthropoda; Insecta; Hymenoptera; Halictidae
Product: mpv17-like protein
Cellular component (GO): cytoplasm; mitochondrion; membrane
Source: RefSeq, a predicted model, not a curated record
GACUAGCUAAUUCCAUAAAACUUUGUGGUCCUGCAAUUGGAGCAAGGGGGCCCAUUGGUCCCAUACCUAAGAACGAAUCAUUUCCAUAAGUGAAAUUAAACACUAAUUUUCCAUAAAAUAAUUGUGAUAUUAAAUACUAUACUAAAUUGAUAAAUGAUGCAGUACAUAAUAAACUGAUAAAAUAUACACGGUUAUGAAUUCAGAACGUACCCAUCGGUGGCAUAGCGGCCGUUGGUACACCCGGAAAAUUAUAUGCCAUCUUUCCCGAAUUGUCUUAUCUUUUGAUAAUUACGCCUUGAGUUACAAUUAUAAAUGGCAAAAGAAUCAGAUAAAUGAAUUUACUUGUUAAAAAUCCUAGAUCAUAUCAGCGGUGCAAACUUUGCAUCCAAUAUGGCAGAUGGAUGGACGUAACCUCUUUAACUUUGCAACUUGUAGUUGGUUCAUUCCUUUGACAACUUUGACGUCGAUCAAUCAUCAAUUAUGAAAGAUAACGAAUUUACUAAAAUUAUUGGACCGAACGUAAUUUUAGUACCGUACAAGAAAAAACAUGUUGAAAGGUACCAUGAGUGGAUGAAAUCAGCAGAAUUGCAAUAUUUUACCGGCUCAGAAGCUUUGACAUUAGAAGAAGAAUUUCAAAUGCAACAGAGAUGGAAUCAAGAUGAAGAUAAAUGUACCUUUAUUAUUCUAGAUAAAAAUAUUCUUUCUACUACUUCAGACGAAAUAGAAGCUAUGAUUGGAGACACUAACUUAUUUUUUAAUGAUCUGGAUCGAAAGGAUACUGCUGAAGUUGAAAUCAUGAUAGCUAAUAUUGCUUACAGAAAUAAGAAAAGGGGUUGGGAGGCAAUAAUUAUAAUGUUGCUUUACGGUAUUGAUAUGCUAAAUGUAACAAAAUUUACAGCAAAGAUUAAAUGUGAUAACGAAAAAAGUAUAAAAAUGUUCACAAAAUUAGAAUUUCACGAGGUACAGAAAAGUCAAAUAUUUCAGGAAUUUACCUUUGAGAAAGUUGUGAAUCCCAAUUGGAGAAACUGGUUGUACUCUCAUAUUACAGUCUGUAGACGACCAUGGCUGCAUCAAGGAUAUUGAGGAAAACAGAAAAGACCGUUGCUCUUCAACUCGAUGAUAUACGGAUCCUUUUAUACGGGUGCUGAAUUCGCUCAACAAACUUACAACAAUAUGUUCAAGCCUCCGUUGACAACUCCGAUGCCGGAACGGAUCAAAAACUCCGACACGAUUGAUGAUCAAACGCAGCCUUCCGUUUGGUUAAGAAUAUUUAACAAGGCAUUAACUUUAUCGGAUGAGGAUAGUAUGACGCAAUCGGGGAAUUACAAUUGGGCUCAACUUAAACGAUACGCUAUCUAUGGUUGCUUCAUAGCAGGACCGAUGCUCCAUGGAUGGUAUAAAUGGUUGGACACCUUUUGCAAAGGUAAAACAAUGAAGAUCGUUCUUGCGAAGCUUUUUGUUGACCAAUUUGUUUUUACACCACCAUUGAUUAUUGUGUUUUAUAUCAGUAUGAGCCUAAUGGAGAAUAAAGCAGAUAUUUUCAACGAAUGUAAAGCUAAAUUUGUACAAACGUUCAAGACUUCAUGUAUGUAUUGGUUACCAGUACAAUUCUUAAAUUUCUUAUUAAUACCGGCGUCGCUGAGAGUGACUUUUGUCAGUAUUGCAGCCUUCUGUUGGGUGAAUAUUCUGUGUUAUGUAAAAAGGGCACCUAUAUCUGAAUGUGAUCAGAAUAACAGGAUAAACUAUUAACUAACAUCUUGUAUUGAUCUGUACAGAACUCCAAGAACCAAACUCUUUUGCUUUGCAGAAAGUGUUUUAUAUAAAAGAAUUUAUUAGUAAAUUUAUCAAACACAAGCAUAUGAAAGUGUCAAGUAUUUUAUAGUAAAAUAAUAUUUUAUGAUAUCGCGAUAACGUUUUUGCACCUUGGAACUUCAGAUGAAUACAUAUACAAUAUACAACAAAUAGAAUUCUUAACAUUUUUACCUUUACUGUUAACAGUUAUACAAAUUUAUUUGCGAUACAUAUCAGCAGAAUGGAGUAAUAAUUUAACGUGUACAGUGAAGGAACACUCAGAUUUUUACAGUAAUUUUUCAUAAAAAAUUUUUUCUUAAUCAUGCUUCCUUAAUUGUAAAAAAUGGUAAUAAUCUAUUGUAUAUGUAUGUAUAUAUAUUUUUCAAACAUUGUAUGUAUAUAAUGGGAAUACCUUUACGAUACAUGCAUAAGAAAUAAUAAAAUUUUUCAUAUAUUUCCAUCAUCUUAAGCAUAAAUUAGUUAAAUAAACAUUUUUUGGAAAAAAUAUCGAAUAAUUAUAGUGCUCAAUAUUGAAGUACAGUAGAGCCUCCAGUAUCCAAAGAUCUAUUGAUAUUCCAUGUGCACCUAUUUCUUUCGCUAUUAAAAUAAAUGCACAUUUUAUGUUAUAUCCUGUUCUUUCUCAUUGUAAUUUCUGGUAUUAUUUUUUUUUAAUAUACGAUAAUCAUUAAAAAGAACGACCACUUUUUUAUUAUCCAAAAAUGUUAUCAUGUAUCAUGUCUUACUAUUAAUUCGAACACUGUAUAUGAGAUUCUACUGUAUUUAAACUGUUCGUUAUUACAUACGAUGAGAUACAAUAAAAUUUUCCACGGAUGUUUACACGUGUACGUUAAACAAUUCUCUACAAUGUUGCGUGUUACGUUAAAGUUUAAACAAUGAAUAUCAUUCAAUUCGAGUUAAAAAUAAAAGAUCUAGUGGAAAAAUUCAUUUGCCAUUAUUGUUUUUUAAACAUACUAUCGAUGAAUAACCGUUCUUUUUUAAAAUAUUGACUUUCAUCUUUGAAACAGUCAAGAUACUUUUAUUUGUCCAGUGUGUAUAUAUGUACGCGCAAGUAUACGAUAAUACGUAUGAAUAUAUUCGUAAUGCACAUAUAUGUAAAGUGUAUAA